Molecule: messenger RNA, 1881 nt
Organism: Nicotiana tabacum (common tobacco)
Lineage: Eukaryota; Viridiplantae; Streptophyta; Magnoliopsida; Solanales; Solanaceae
Product: protein FAR1-RELATED SEQUENCE 5-like
Source: RefSeq, a predicted model, not a curated record
AUGCGAUUUAGAGAUAAAGAUACUUUGUUUGCAUUCUACAAAGAACAUGCACGACUGAGAGGGUUCUCCGUCAUCAAAAGAAAUUCCAACAAGAAGCGUGGUGACACUGUCGGGUAUAUAACCUACUGUUGUGAUAGGACUAGGAUUCGCAAAAUUAAGUUUACCACUAAGAGUAACAAUUGUAAAGCUAGGCUAGCUGCUAUUUUGGAUGAUUCUGGUUGUUGGCGCGUCUCUAAGGUCGUUCACGAUCACAAUCAUGAUUUUCUCCCAUCCGUAUCGCGCCUGAUGGCUGGACAUAGGCCUGUUUGUGAUUCUUUGAAGAGGGAUCUUGUAGCUCACGAUCGAUCUGGCAUUAGACCCUCCAAGAAUAUUAGAUUUGCUAAGGUUCAACGUGGUGGACCACAAAAUUUGGGUUGCACUCCAAAGGAUUGUAGAAAUUAUAUUUUGAAGAGUAGGAAUUUUGAAAUGCAAGAAGGGGAUGCACAGUCGCUGCUCACUUUUUUCAUGAAAUCCAGCUUUGAUACAACGUACCUUGUGAAUCGAUAUAAUAUGCCAUAUGCUUCAUUUGUUGGCAUCAAUCACCAUAGACAGUCCAUCUUACUAGGAUAUGCUCUCAUGUCUCAUGAAGAUUUUGAUAGUUACAAAUUAGUUUUUAGGACUUGUCUUGAUGCCAUGGGAAAUGUUCAUCCAGAUGCGAUCAUAACUAAUCAGUGUCAGAGCAUUAAGGUAGCCAUUGCUGAAGUGAUGCCAAAUACAAUACAUAGGUAUUGUAUUUGGCAUAUAUUCUCAAAGUUGCCUGUUUACUUAAGUGGUGUUCGUCCUUCUAAAAUUGCAGAUGUAGAAUUUAAAUCCAUGGUCCUUGACAGCAUUACUGUUGAAGUUUUUGAGAGAAAAUGCAUAGAAUAUAUUGCAAGGUCAAAUGGCUUUCAAAUUGUGUGCGAGUCAAUGUUCAAGUGGGAGCAACAAGCAAUUCAGUGUUAUACGCGUACAAUGCAUGAAUUUUUCAAGACACAGCUAAGGAAAUUGUAUCAUUGUGAAGUCAGUAGCCCCGACGAUCAUCAAGUUGUCCCCGAUAUUGAGAAAUUCAUUGUUAGUGAUUAUUCAGUUAUAACAAAAAAUGAUGGAAAUCCAGUUGAGUACACUGUUGAAUAUAUACCUAUCGGCGAAUAUUUUAGUUGCAGCUGCAAAUGGUUCGAGUCUAGAGGGAUACUUUGUUGCCAUAUACUCAAGAUCUUGUCGCACAAGAAGAUUGAUAAAAUUGAUGAAAGGUAUAUACUGACAAGGUGGAGAAGCGAUGUUAUUAAGCCACACUUGAAUCGGAUCCAUCAAGUUGGUUACCCAACCAUGACGCAUGAGUAUAAAACAUAUAGGAGCAUGUUGAAGUAUUUUGACAUGGCUUGUGAUAUAACACUGGGCACUAGCGUGAAGAUUCAAUAUGUUAAGCAUAAUUUGAAAAAGAUGGUGCAUGAUCUUCAAAACUGGGACACCGAAAUGAUCGUGCCAAACCAAGACCAGGAUGACUCAGAUGAAACUGAAGGCAUAACUCUACGAGAUCCCCAGUACACUAAUUCACGUGGCAGACCGCGUUUGAAUCAAUAUAGAGGAAGAAUUGAAUACUACUUUACAAGUUCACAGCCGCGUGGUGUAUUUGGAGCUAGUAAUGGUGCAAGAAUUGGUGUUAGAGGGGGUGGAGGGGGUGGUGGCAGGGUUGGUGUCUAUCAUGGUGGUAGAGGUGGUGGACAUAGAGGUAGGGGUAAUGGGCAAGGCAGAGGUACAAACGUUGAUUAUGAUGGUUCCCUAGGCGUGAAUGAGCAAAUUGACGCUACACAAUCACAAUCAAGCUUGUUUGAUCUCAAUGCCGAACCAGACAUGGAAAUAUAA